This is a messenger RNA of Fragaria vesca subsp. vesca, 678 nucleotides long. Its product is annotated as agamous-like MADS-box protein AGL15-like. Gene Ontology annotation, cellular component: nucleus. Gene Ontology annotation, biological process: regulation of transcription by RNA polymerase II. The coding region runs from base 1 to 678 and encodes 225 amino acids. The record is from RefSeq and is a predicted model, not a curated record. The transcript has a single exon. Gene Ontology annotation, molecular function: RNA polymerase II cis-regulatory region sequence-specific DNA binding; protein dimerization activity; DNA-binding transcription factor activity, RNA polymerase II-specific. NCBI's taxonomy places the organism in Eukaryota, Viridiplantae, Streptophyta, Magnoliopsida, Rosales, Rosaceae.
AUGGGUCCUCCAAGAAGAACUGAAAUCAAGAAGAUUGAAGAUCUGAGUGCUAGGCAAGUCACCUUCUCCAAACGCCGUAACGGGUUGUUCCGCAAGGCUAAAAGAUGGUCAGUUUCUUAUGACGCAGAAGUGGCCGUGAUAGUUUUCUCCAAUACCGGAAAGCUGUAUCAGUUCUCAAGCACCAGCAUGGAGCACACUCUUUUAAGAUACAACAACAAGGGUGUUAGCUCCCCAGAUGAGAAGCGCCAACAUGAAGCAGCUGCAAAACCUGAAACCCUAAAUGCAACAGUGCUACUGCAGGAGCAAAUCGCAUCCCUAAAAUCGGACUGCUCGCGAAUGAGGGGUAGGGAGUUGGAUGGCUUGAGUUUGAAAGAGCUGGAUGAGCUUGAGAAAGAACUCAACCAAGGAAUAUUAUCUAUAACAAAAAGGAAGGAUGAAGUGCUUUUGGAGGACUUUUACAGCUCUAAAUCAAAAGAAGAACAGAUUAUGGAGAUUUUGAGUGCGAAUAACUACCGCAAACCCUCAUCUGUCCUUGAAUUAUUUAGUGAUUCUCUUCUUCCUUUGGACAGGAGCAGGUUAUUCUAUGCUUCGAGCUCAAAUGACAUCGCCAGUUGCAGUGAAUCGGCAGGAAGCGGUAAACAUAAAGAUUUAUCUUUGCAAUUGUCAUUGUCAUUAUAG